Molecule: messenger RNA, 1093 nt
Organism: Cucumis sativus (cucumber)
Lineage: Eukaryota; Viridiplantae; Streptophyta; Magnoliopsida; Cucurbitales; Cucurbitaceae
Product: calmodulin-like protein 3
Exons: 1
Coding region: 184-867 (227 amino acids)
Molecular function (GO): calcium ion binding
Source: RefSeq, a predicted model, not a curated record
CAAAAACAAAAACGCGGUUUGUGGGAUCCAAAAAGCAGAGUUGAGAUUCAUAAACCGCGUUUCUUUCAAUUCACCAAAUUCCUCCUUUUCUUUUCUUCUCUUCUUCUCCUUCCUUUUCCUUUAAAACCCAUUUCUUCAAAUCCCCAAUUUCCUUGCAACUUCCUUCUUCUACGAACUUCACCAAUGGAACCCAUCUUCAAUUUUCUGUUAUUGUCUGUUUUAUUCGUUGCUGGUUUCAUCAAUUUCCUCCUCUAUUUCCCCUCAAAAAGAUUCUCCGCUUGGUUCCAAUCUAUAAAACCCUCAUCUCAAAUCACCCAUUUCAAAUCCACUCCACUCCAACCACCGCCACCGCCGUCGCCGUCGCCUUCGCCGUCACCUCCACCACCGUCCGCGAUGGAAAUGAAGAAAGUGUUUGGGACAUUCGACAAGAACGACGAUGGGUUCAUUACAAAGAAGGAGUUAAUGGAGUCGUUGAAGAGUAUGAGGAUGAUGAUAACAGAGAAAGAUGCGGAGGAAAUGUUGAAAGGGGUUGAUGAAAAUGGAGAUGGGUUGAUUGAUUUUGAGGAGUUUUGUGUUUUGGGUGGGAAAUUAAUGAUGGGUUUUGAAGAGAAUAAGAAAACAAGUGUUGAAGAUGAGGAAGAUGAGUUGAAAGAUGCGUUUGGAGUCUUUGAUAAGGAUAGUGAUGGGUUGAUUUCUGUCGAGGAGUUGAGUUUGGUGUUGUGUUCAUUAGGGAUGAAUGAAGGGAAAAUUGUUGAGAAUUGUAAGGAAAUGAUAAGGAAAGUGGAUUUAGAUGGUGAUGGAAUGGUGAAUUUUGAUGAGUUUAAGAAGAUGAUGAGAAAUGGAGUAACUAUUUUGACAUCAUCUUAAUCAGUCUAUACUUUUCUUUUUAUUUUUUUGGGUCUAAUUGUUAGAAGCAUAGGAUUAUGUAGGAAAGAAAGAAAGAAAGAAAAGAUUUGUGGAUUUUGGUUUCUUCUUUUUGUGGGAAUUAGUUUUAUGAAACUGAUUAUAGAAUUUUUCCCACUCUGUCUCUAACUGUCCAUUUUUUUCACUAUUUAUACAAUAUAAGUUUGUGCAUAUGGUUUGAUUUUGGAAA